CGGGGAUAUGGAGGUGUAUUUCCUAAAGGUCUGAGUUGGAUUCAAGCUAAAGAAGCCACACCAGGUCACCAGACAAGCGGCGCUGCAUCGUGCCAUGGAGACAUUAGAGGCUACAUCGGAGCUGCAGUCACGGCUGUCAUCCUUGUCCUUCUCGUCUUUCCCCGGAAUAACAUCCAAACAGUGCGACAACACACCGCCGGACAGGCUCCAGAAUACAAGUCUGUCAGAGGGCUUCGGCCAGUCCACCAACCCAGCUGACAUGGAUGAAACCAAGGAGGAUUCAGGACAGCACUCUGAGGGUAAUGAAGAGGCCCCUGCUGAGCUGGCCCUGGGGGAAGGAGGCGAGGAGAACAACAGCGCUGGGAGCUGUCAGCUCUCCGCUGAGAUGAAAGCCCAGAUGCCACCCCUGAGUCCCCCAGCGACUUGGACAUCUGCCGCGCUGAAGGAGCUCAAGGCGAAGCUCCGAACUGAGAAGGACAGCAUGGUGACGGUGUACCGAGGCGACAUCAUGACGGUUCACGUGCCCACCGUGCCCGAGGCCAAGAAAGUGUGCUGGGAGUUCGCUACGGACGGUUAUGACAUUGGCUUCGGCAUAUAUUUCGACUGGACUCCGGUGACGAGUCGGUCGAUCACGGUGCACAUCAGCGAGUCAAGCGAUGACGAAGAUGAAGAGGAGGAGCUGGAAGGGCCUGUCAGCAACGGCGAUGUCGAGAAGGGCUCUAAAAGUCACACCAACUCCAACUUGGCCGAAAUCUUGCCCGUGUACCGUCAGGACAGCCAUUUGUCCGUCCACGGGGGGAGCCACGACUUUCCAGGUGAAGGCACUUACCUCCUAAAGUUUGACAACUCCUACUCCCUUUGGCGAAACAAAACACUUUACUACAGGGUUUAUUACAGUGCCUGAGAUGCCAAUUUAUUGCUUAUGAAUGUAUAAUUUACAGAAGAAUAUUACUCAUGAGAACAAUGAACUAUUUUUGAUUCCGCACUUGGGAAAAAAAAUUCAAAUUAUAAUACAGAAGGUUAAAUAUACGCAAAUCUAUUUUUUAUCACUAUGGGCUUGUGUUGUCACAUGUUGAACUUUAUGUGUUUUAGUUCGUGUGCUUCUGUGUCUUGAUGAGAUGUAUUUAAAGAAGCCUUGCAUAUGUGCCAUAUUCCCAUGUAUGCACUGUGCUAUUUGGUCAAGUGCCCGUCAUAAAGCAUAUACCGUCUCCACCCGUAACAUUUCUAUGGUAGCAGUGAUCAGGGAACACCUGCACAGAAUCCAUUUCGCCCGGACAGGUGCUUAAUCAGCAGUGCUCUAAAGAAAUGAAGUUUUAUUUGUCGUGCGUGCGUGUGUGCACCUUUUUUUAUGACCGUGGUCGCUCUGUUGCUUCGUCGUCGUUCGCUGUAUUUAUCAUCCGGCUUUGUAGCGUAACUUAUUGUUUUUUUACCCCCCUCCCCCUCCAUCUGUGUUGAAUCUAAACCCAGAAUACAGCAUAAAUUGUGACGUCUGCUGUCAUAGUGUUGGUGAAAGUUGAAUGUACCUGAAGCAAGUGGUUACAGUUUUCCAGAUUGCUUUUUAUGACACAAAUAAAAGCCAUCCCCUUAUCGCAUAAAGCUCUUAUUAUGUAAUAUAGAUUCAAUAUUUACAUUUGCCUCGCCCCCCCCUUUUAAUUAGCUGUUUUGGUGGUAGGCACCAGUACGUUUCAUCUACAUGUAUUUCGUGCAGACGUCUUAUGUGAGUGAAAAUCGCUGUUUGUUUUUUUUGGACAUCCUCCUCAGUGCGUUACUUUGAGUGUGCUUUGUUCCAUCCUGUCUGUAAGAUCGAUGCUUCUACCGCAUUCACUUGUGCGCAUGUUCCCAAAGAAGUCACAGAUAUGCCUGCUAACGUAUACGAUGUAAAGCAACUGAUUCAAAGCUUCCCAGCUGUUUUGCUGUACUGUACCUUCACUGUAAGUUAUGCUGAUGGCAUUUGUUCCUGAAAUUUAUAUUACACAAUAAAAAUGAAGAUUGUCUUAAU
This is a messenger RNA of Stegastes partitus (bicolor damselfish), 1999 nucleotides long. RefSeq names its product transmembrane p24 trafficking protein 8 (gene tmed8). Gene Ontology annotation, cellular component: Golgi membrane. The record is from RefSeq and is a predicted model, not a curated record. Lineage: Eukaryota; Metazoa; Chordata; Actinopteri; Pomacentridae. The coding region runs from base 95 to 904 and encodes 269 amino acids. The transcript is spliced from 6 exons.